Fusarium oxysporum Fo47 is the source of this 1602-nucleotide messenger RNA. RefSeq names its product carotenoid oxygenase. Lineage: Eukaryota; Fungi; Ascomycota; Sordariomycetes; Hypocreales; Nectriaceae. Gene Ontology annotation, molecular function: carotenoid dioxygenase activity. Gene Ontology annotation, biological process: carotene catabolic process. Bases 1 to 1602 code for a protein of 533 amino acids. The record is from RefSeq and is a predicted model, not a curated record. The transcript has a single exon.
AUGGCUGCUCAACUGAAACCGCUGAAGGGAGCUGAGAACCUCAAGUCUCGAUGGCAAUGGUCCAGAGACCUUGGUGGCCCCGACAUGCCCAUCCGCCUUGAGGGUGAGAUAGGCGACGUCAUGGUGAGAGGCACAAUCCCCGACAGCAUCGAUGGAACUUUCUACCGCGUUGCUGGUGACCACGUCGCCCCUGUUCCUGAGAAACACAGCCCUCUCGAAGGCCACGGUGCCGUCAGCGCCUUCCGCAUCCACAAGGGCCAUGUAGACUUCAAGAUUAGAUACGUUCAGAAUGACCGUUACAAAGUCGAGAGGGCCAAUAGGAAGAGCAUGUUUGUGGAUAUUGUGGGCCAUCACAUGGAGAACCACCCUUGCGUGCGGGCCGUUACCGAGCAAACCUCCAACAUCAACGUCAUCCACUGGGGUGGGAGGCUGCUCGCCCUCAACGAGGUCGGCCAGGCCUGGACCAUGGACGCCGACACGCUCGAGACUACUGGCGUUAACCCAUAUGGCAACCAGGUCUUCCAGUCUUCAACGUUUUCAGCUCAUCCCAAGAUCGACCAGAACGUCGAUGAACUCGUCACUUGGGGAUUCGGUUCCAAAUUCGAGGAAUUGGUCUCCUACUCCGUCACCCGACAGGGCGAGGUUAAGAAUCUCCACCGUAUAAUGCGCUCUAUCUCUGGGACGAUCCACGACGUGGCCUUCACUGAGAACUGGCUUGUGUUCUGUCAAUGGCCCACGAUUCCCUCCAGAAAGGCCGGAACUUCGAGACUUAUCUGGGACACCUCGCUGCCUACAGUUUUCAUUGUAUCACCUCGCCGUCCAGACAAGCCAUUGGCCGGCUCGGGCUGGAAGCCCUACGAGCAUCGAAUCUACACACAUAACUCAAACACUGAGAUCGUGCACACUGGUGGGGCUUGGGAGGAGAAUGGCAAGAUUAUCUUUGACGGUACCUGGCCGAACCAGCCAAAGAGCUCCUGGUUCAAUUGGUGGGACCAGAAAGAACAAGCCCCCGACCAGAAAGCUGGAUUUAUCCGAGAUAGCAGGCCUGAGAACACUGUGGUAGAAUACGUCCGGUUCGAGAUCGAUGCCACAAAGCCAGACUGGACUGAGCUCGCCGACCCGGCCGUUCUGGUUAGUAUUUCAAACGAGUUCCCCCGGAUCGAUGAACGCUUCUACUGCAAGCCACACGACUAUGUCUUUAUGAACAUUGUCCAUGCUGAUCCCGACACGCCCCACGACCCAACACAUGUCUACCGCAGCCUCAACGCUACCGCCAUGCUUAACAAACGCACUGGAGAAAUGAAGGUUUACUCGCCGGGACCGCACUGUCGAUGCCAGGAGCCUGUCUUUAUCCCGCGGUCAGAUAACGCUCCGGAGGGCGAUGGGCACAUUAUCUUCGCUGUUGACCGCUUGGAUAUCAAUCUCACCAACAUUGUCAUCCUGGGCACAAAGGAUUUCGAGCAUCCGGUUGCUUUCAUUGAGCUGCCAAUGCGCAUGCGCGCUCAGGUUCAUGGUAACUGGGUCGACGCGAAGGAGUUGAGCGGAAAGCCGCUUGUACCUACCCCUCCCCUCAACCACAUGGCUUGGCGGGAAAGACUGUGA